Messenger RNA from Acanthopagrus latus (yellowfin seabream), 1778 nucleotides. It is a transcript of the gene timm29, whose product is annotated as translocase of inner mitochondrial membrane 29. The record is from RefSeq and is a predicted model, not a curated record. Gene Ontology annotation, cellular component: TIM22 mitochondrial import inner membrane insertion complex. The coding region runs from base 87 to 902 and encodes 271 amino acids. Gene Ontology annotation, biological process: protein insertion into mitochondrial inner membrane. NCBI's taxonomy places the organism in Eukaryota, Metazoa, Chordata, Actinopteri, Spariformes, Sparidae. The transcript is spliced from 2 exons.
CCUUUGGGCGCCAUUUUGGCUCCAUGUGAGCUGUCUUGUCCGACAAGCAGGAUGUUUCUUCAGCGUGAAGGUGACCGUAGCAGUAGAUGAAAUCUGUUAAAAUGGCUUCGUUGAGUGUAGUAAGAAGGAUGUUCUGUGCGGCGGCAGACACAGCAGCAGCAGCAGCAGCAGCUCCGGCUCCCGCCACAGGCAGCCGGUGGGAAAGACUGAAGAACAGUAAAGCUGGUGUGUGGUUUCGCAGCCUGUCUACUGACUACAAAGAGGCUUGUCGGGAGAUAUUUGUUGGUGCAUGGGAGCGGCCAGUCAAAGCCUCUGCAUAUUUGAGCCUGCUGGGUGGAGCCUGGGUCUGUUUCUACACCAAACCUGAUCAGUCAUCCUUUGAAGCCGCCCUGCUCGAGCGUUCUGGCCAGCUAGGCCUGCUGUCUCCGUGGAUCCGCAAUGCCACCUCCGACGUCCAUGUGCAGAGCCUAGUGAAGCUUCGGAAUGAGGGCCGGCUCCGGCAUAUCAGCCUGGGUCUUCUGUCUCUGGUUUACCGCGCAGACUACAAUCCAGACGUCACACUGUAUGAAGCACAGUGCUCCAACCUGUCAGUACCCUGGAGUGAGCUCCCUGAACGGAUGCUAGACGUGGGCUUCAUUGGACACUGGUGGAUCCUGGACUCAAAGAUGAAGGACUAUGAUGUGAACGAGGACGAGUUCAAGCACCUACCAGCCCACAUGCAAGCAACAUCCCCACCCAGUGUUCAGGAGGUGGAAAGGAGUGAGAGGUUGCAUAAAGAGUCGUGGUUAACUCUGACCAUGGAGGACGAGAAGAAGGAAACAGAUCUUGUGGACAAAAAGCAGGAGAGUGUCAGCGAAGACAGUCCAGUGGAAGCAGUGCAACAGGAACAGACUCAAGCAUGAGGGCUGUGUGAAGCAGAAUGCCAGGCAAACACACGCUGAAUACAAAACUGUACCAGGGAAGUCUCAUUUGUCGUGCUCCAGUGGAUUCGACAGACCACUUUUAACGUACAUUUCUCAGCUCAGACCUGUCUAAACUGUUUACUCCCCCCACAAACCACCAAGGAAUCGGCAAACAGUCUUUGUCUCGUCAAACUAUAAGCAGUCAUUCAAAAUGGGUUCUGUUUUAAUUUAUUCCCACAUGCUUUUUCUUUCAUAGAAAAUAUUGCACAUCAUUUAUACCAUCAACCACAGGUCAAAAAAAUUGGUUAUGUCUACAUGUCUCCCUGUUGGUUUAUCUCACCAUUGGUUUGCUGACUGUUGGUUUGAGGCCUCAAGUUUUGGAUUAUGGUUGGUCACCUGGAGCCAGAAUUUUCCCCAGACUAAAUCUAAAUGGUGUUCUGAAAAAUCUGAGUGCAGAUAUAUGCAUUUUUAGAUAUAAACACCAGAUUUCUCUGAACACCUAUGUACAAAAAUGUGACAAUAUCAGUUAUCUCAUCAAUAAUGGCAAUUUAAUUCUCUAAAAUAUCCCCUGGGACCAUUAUCAUGACAUCAUAUUAUACAACUAUAUGUGACUUUAUUAUCAUAUAUAGUUUAGAUGGUAAAUGUCACUUUGAUGGUGAAAGGUCACAAGACAAAAGGGCUGGGAACCUCUGGUUUAGUAACUCAUCAUAAAGUGUGUUCUUUUAUUUUGAAAAGUACCUGGUCACACUAGCUGUCUGAUAAAUUUAGUAGUGUGGCACCCACAGCAAUGUCCUUUUAGAAUGAAGUGGAGUUGAACAGAAGAAUAAAGAAAUAUAUACGAUGGAAAUACUGGAAUAAAGUACUGGAACAAAUGUA